AUCUAAUGGUCACCAGACCCUCAGUCAGCUUACAACUAGCAGAGGGAAAGGAUGUUCGCCCUCCACGAGCCGUUGAAACAUAAACCCAAGUGCAGGGUACAGUUGCACAUACACCUGGAUGGCGCUAUCAGACACGAAACUAUCUGGGAAUUGCUAAGGAAGAAGAAGCUUCCACUACCAGGCAGCGGCUCCCUGGAGGACCUCAAGAAUGCCCUCAAGGUACAAGAACCUCAGGAUCUCGGCUUCUUUCUCCAUGGCUUUACCAUAUUCAUGCCGGCCUUUGUAGGAGAUCUGGAAGCAAUAGAGAGGAUAUCGUAUGAAUUCGUGGAGGAUCAGGCGAAGGAGAGUGUGGCGUACUGCGAGACGAGAUUCUGUCCGCACCUGUUUCUCCCAGACAGUGCUCAUCAACCAGAUUACUUGACGUCUGAAGUGAAUGGUACAGCUGAGGGGAACAGUGGAAGUGCCACUCCUUCCACAGAUGUCACCAUUGAUGAUGUUUUAAAAGCGGUUUUAAAGGGGCUGAGACGAGGGGAGGAAGAAUUUGGCACAAAAGUCAGAGUUAUUCUCUGCUGCAUACGAGGAUUACCACACUUGUCUGGGGAAAUUUUACGUCUGUGUGAUGAAUACCGAGAUAAAGGAGUUGUAGGAAUUGAUAUUGCUGGUAAUGAAGGAAGUCAGGGAGGUGAAAAUGCUGGCAUGCAGAACGCUGUAGAUAUUGCUGUGUUCCAAGCUGCCAAGGAGAAGGGAAUCCAUCGAACAGUGCAUGCUGGGGAAGCAGGACCUGCCAAGGGUGUUCAAGAGGCAGUGGAGAAUUUUGCAGCAGAGAGGAUAGGCCAUGGUUAUCGAGUGCUGGAGGACGAGAACAUUUACCAGAAGUGUCUCAGGGAUAAUAUCCAUUUUGAGGUUUGUCCGCACUCAUCGUAUAUGACAGGAGCGAUAAAGAACUUGACGACGACUUCGAAAAGACAUCCAGUUCUAAGAUUUGCAGAGGACGAAGCCAGUUUCAGUAUUAGCACCGAUGACCCAACCAUUACCUUCACAACUUUGCAGGAUGAAUAUCGUCUCCUUAGUAGCUGGGGCUUUACAGAGGCUCAUUUCACUCGUGCAAAUUUCCAAGCUGCGCUCAACUCUUUCCUGCCGCCGGAGGAGAAGAAGGCCCUUAUAGACCAGCUUCGCGAAGCCUACAGCUUCAUCGACUACAAAGUCCCCUCGCUGCCCACAUCAUCCCCCCCAACGACCCGGUCUCCAACGCCUCCACUCAAGCCGAGCAUCACGUUCGGCACUUGGGCGGACCGAUCCUAGAGUGCGUUCUGUGGUGGUUGGUUCACUGGUUUACAAAGUGUGACUUUCACUUUUUGUUGAUUUAUGUAUGUGUACUGGAUAAUGCUGAUGAUAUCCAUUAAUAUGAAAUUUGCUACUGAUUUUGUUUAGUACUGAGGUUUACAAAAUUGAAAAGUUUUCCAAAUAAAAAAAUGUAAUGCACUUGUGCUAGUACGCACAAAUAUACAAACACAUAUACCCACACCUGUACAUGCACACCAACACCCAUACCCACACCAACCCCCCCCCCCCCCCCCCACACACAC
Molecule: messenger RNA, 1586 nt
Organism: Penaeus chinensis
Lineage: Eukaryota; Metazoa; Arthropoda; Malacostraca; Decapoda; Penaeidae
Product: adenosine deaminase-like
Biological process (GO): purine ribonucleoside monophosphate biosynthetic process; hypoxanthine salvage; negative regulation of adenosine receptor signaling pathway
Cellular component (GO): cytosol; external side of plasma membrane
Molecular function (GO): adenosine deaminase activity
Source: RefSeq, a predicted model, not a curated record